This is a messenger RNA of Camellia sinensis, 777 nucleotides long. NCBI's taxonomy places the organism in Eukaryota, Viridiplantae, Streptophyta, Magnoliopsida, Ericales, Theaceae. The record is from RefSeq and is a predicted model, not a curated record.
UUGUUUCAACUGCUCUCUCUCCAAAAUUAGCACCCAUCCCUUCUCUCUCUCUAUAUAUUAUAUGAUUUGUGUCUAUAUAACUAACGGUAUAUAGCCGGCGAAGUUGUAAUAUUUUCUUGUUGUAGUAAUAAAAGUCUACCAUCAACCGUCCAAUGUGUAGACUUUGACCGAUCGAUCUUGAUCGGAGAUUCAUCGCCGCCGAUGGGGCAUUGCUGCAGCAAGAACGUCUCCGCCUCCGUCGUCAAGGACGACACCACCGUCUCCGUCGCCCCCAACCACCGCGCAAAACCGCCUCUUCCGGCGGCGACUCCCUCCGGUAACGGAACCGUAGACGUCCAGUCCAAUAAGAACACUCCAGCUCACUCCUUCUCGGCUAGCCCAUGGCAAAGUCCUUACCCCGCCGGAGUUGCACCGUCGCCGGCGAUGACUCCGCGGAGGAUAUUCAAGUGGCCUUUCCCUCCGCCAUCGCCGGCGAAGCCGAUCAUGUCGGCGAUUCUGAAGCGGCAGGCGCCGCCGAAGCCGGCGAAGGGGCCGAUACCGGAAGACGACGGUGGAGAUGGUGAAGUGCUCGAUAAGAGCUUCGGUUAUCCGAAGAACUUUGCCGCCAAGUAUGAAUUGGGGAAGGAGGUAGGGCGAGGGCAUUUUGGUCAUACUUGUUGUGCAAAGGGUAAGAAGGGAGAGCUUAAGAAUCAACCUGUGGCUGUGAAGAUAAUUUCCAAAGCUAAGGUUUUGUUGGAUUUAGAGUUUCAACAUCAGCAGUGAAGUUGGAGAAAUCUC